UUUAAAUGAAUCGGCCUUGUUUUUGUUAUUGAAUAACGUAAAUAUUAUAAUUUUUUUGAGCUCUAUUCAUGUUUGCCUAGUUUACUAGUUAUGGAUACUAUAACAAGCACUGAAGACAUUUACCAGGAAAAGAAAGUUAUCCAAGAAAAUAUUCUAUUUGAUAUUAUAAAAGAAUUGUGUGGGGAUUCAAAAAGUCUUUCACCGAAACUUGUUGGAAAAGUGAGCAGAAUUGUUGCUGAUUGUGAUUUAUCUCACUAUUCGAGCUUACAUAAAAUUAGCACCGCUGAUGAGAGCACAUCUACUUUGCUAGGAUUAAUGCAUAAGACAAACUCAGAACUAACGUUUGAUGAGCAAGCAGAGUUGAAUCAAGCGAUCAUAAACAAAAUUCAGAAUAAAGUACCAAUUUACACAACUGAAUUAAAUAAAUUAAAACAGAAUAUAGGUAAUGGCAAAACAUCUAGAAAGAAUGAAUUGAAAGAAUUACAAGAGAGUUUAGAUGAAAAAUUAAAUACUUUGAAAGAACAAGAAAAUGAAAAGGUAGAGCUGAUGAUGGAAUGGCUGAACCAUCGUUUGUGUGAGGUUUCAUCAUUCAGUAAUAAUUCUAGUGAGCUGUUGAGUCUUAAAACAAGAAUAUUGGAAUUGAAAUCUAAGAUAUUACAUUUACAAAUAUUAAGAAACAUAUUUACAGAGACCAACCAGUCCAUCAAAGCGUACAGUGAAAUACACAAAGACCUUAAAGACAGCAUCAAAGAAACUGAACAAAGAAUCAAAAACUUCAAAGAAAUUAUUCAAAGUGAUUAUAAUUAAUGUUUUGAUUGUUAUUAUUAUAUAUUUUGUGUUCUCAUAAAGUUAAAUUAUUUUACUGAUCUUUUUUUAUUUACGUUGUGUAACAAAAAAAUUACAAUGAGUUAUAACCUUAGGUAUUAAAUACAUAGAAUUCCUUAAUCAUAUACAUUUA
Molecule: messenger RNA, 958 nt
Organism: Melitaea cinxia (Glanville fritillary)
Lineage: Eukaryota; Metazoa; Arthropoda; Insecta; Lepidoptera; Nymphalidae
Exons: 3
Coding region: 91-807 (238 amino acids)
Source: RefSeq, a predicted model, not a curated record